AUGUCUCCGUCCACUCCCCGUAGAUUCUCCGUCCCCUGUCGACAAGAAGUCCCGAACCCCGCAGGACUUGGCGCUACGCCCACCAAUGAACGCCUUCAAUCACCUCCGUCCCUGACCCCGUCCUCUUCGGCUACGACAGAGGCGUUUUGGCAACUGAUGCGAUCGACAUGUGAAGGGGAAACGACGUCCAGCGCCAACGCACAUUGGCCACUGAAGAAGGUGGAGCCGUGA
Molecule: messenger RNA, 231 nt
Organism: Penicillium pulvis
Lineage: Eukaryota; Fungi; Ascomycota; Eurotiomycetes; Eurotiales; Aspergillaceae
Exons: 1
Coding region: 1-231 (76 amino acids)
Source: RefSeq, a predicted model, not a curated record